CGUGGCCACAAGUCUCCAGACCUUCCCGUCCCCCAGGAGCUUGGUGGCCGCCCACUCCGCGGGAUGACCUUCGUGUCCCCUCUGAGGACGGCCCCGGUGGUUCGAGCCCGGAACCCCGCGCACAACGGGCGCGUGUGCAGCACCUGGGGCGACUUCCACUACAAGACCUUCGACGGGGACGUCUUCCGCUUCCCGGGCCUGUGCAACUAUGUCUUCUCCGCGCACUGCGGCGCCGCCUACGAGGACUUCAACGUCCAGCUCCGCCGCGGCCGGGAGUCCAACACCGCCAUGGUCAUCAGAGUCACCAUGAAGCUCGAUGGCAUGGUCAUCCAGCUGACCAAGGACUCCAUCCUGGUCAACGGCCACCUAGUUCAGCUGCCCUUUAGCCAGUCCGGGGUCUUCAUCGAGUUCAGCAGCAGCUAUCUGAAGGUGGUGGCCCGGCUGGGCCUGGUCUUCAUGUGGGACCAAGACGACAGCGUGCUGCUGGAGCUGGACCCCAAGUACAGCAACCAGACCUGUGGGCUCUGCGGAGACUUCAGCGGUCAGCCUGUGUUCAACGAGUUCCUCUCCCAUGGUGUCAAGCUGACCCCCAUCGAGUUUGGGAAUCUGCAGAAGAUAGACGGCCCCACAGAGCAGUGUCAGGACCCUGUCCCUGUGCCCCCAAGGGACUGCUCGCCCGGCACUGGCAUCUGUGAGGAGGUACUAAGCAGCUGGCUGUUCUCGGGCUGCCGCACUCUGGUGGACGCCAGCAGCUACGUGCAGGCCUGCCGGCAAGACCUCUGCCUCUGUGAGCACGCCAACCGCACCAGCUGCAUCUGCCCCACGCUCGCCGAGUACUCCCGCCAGUGCACCCACGCCGGGGGGCUGCCCCUGGACUGGAGGGGCCCCCACCUCUGCCCCCAGACCUGCCCCCUCAACAUGCAGCACCAUGAGUGCGGCUCGCCCUGCACCGACACCUGCUCCAACCCGGAGCACUCCCAGCUCUGCGAGGACCACUGCGUGGCCGGCUGCUUCUGUCCUGAGGGGACGGUGCUCGAUGACAUCGGCCAGACCGGCUGCAUCCCCGCAUCCCAGUGCGCCUGUGUGCACAACGGGGCCACCUAUGCUCCCGGAGCUGGCUAUGCCACGGACUGCACCAACUGCACCUGCUCCAGAGGCCGGUGGAACUGCCGGGAGCUGCCGUGCCCGGGCACCUGCUCGGUGCUGGGGGGCGCCCACUUCUCCACGUUCGACGAGAGGCAGUACACCGUGCACGGAGACUGCAGCUACGUGCUGGCCAAGCCCUGUAACGGCAGCGUCUUCACCGUGCUGGCCGAGCUGCGCAGGUGCGGCCUGACGGACAGCGAGACGUGCCUGAGGAGCCUGACGCUGAGCCUGGGCGGGGGUCGCACGGUCAUCACGGUCAAGGCCAGCGGAGAGGUGUUUGUGAACCAGAUCUUCACCCAGAUGCCUGUCUCCGCAGCCAACGUCACCCUCUUCAGACCCUCGACCUUCUUCAUCAUUGCCCAGACCAACCUGGGCCUGCAGCUGAGUAUCCAGCUGGCGCCUCUCAUGCAGGUGUUUGUGAGGCUGGGGCCCGAGCUCCGCGGGCGGACGUGCGGCCUGUGCGGGAACUUCAACCAGAACCAGGCCGACGACUUCCGGACCCUCAGCGGCGUGGUGGAGGGCGCGGCCGCCGCCUUCGCCAACACCUGGAAGACCCAGGCCGCCUGCCCCAAUGUUAAGAACAGCUUGGAGGACCCCUGCUCCCUCAGCGUGGAGAACGAGAAGUAUGCUCAGCACUGGUGCUCCCGGCUGAUGGACCCCCACGGCCCCUUUGCCCGGUGCCAUGCUGCCGUGAACCCCGGCACCUACUACUCGAACUGCAUGUUCGACACGUGUAACUGUGAGAAGAGCGAGGACUGCCUGUGCGCGGCCCUGUCCUCCUACGUGCACGCUUGUGCCUCCAAGGGGGUGCUGCUCUGUGGCUGGAGGGACGGCGUGUGCACGAAGUCCAUGACCACCUGCCCAAAGUCGCUGACCUACCGCUACCACAUCAGCACCUGCCAGCCCACCUGCCGGGCCCGGAGUCACGAGGACGUCACCUGUGGCAUCAGCUUUGUCCCCGUGGACGGCUGCACCUGCCCCCGUGGCACCUUCAUGGACGAUGCGGGCAAGUGUGUGCCGGCCACCAGCUGUCCCUGCUACUACGGGGGCUCCGUGGUCCCCAACGGGGAGUCACUGCAUGAGCGUGGAGUCAUCUGCACCUGCACCCAAGGCACGCUGACGUGCAUCGGAGGCCAGUUUCCCACCCCAGUCUGCACGCCGCCCAUGGUCUACCUCGACUGUCGCAACGCCACGCCGGGGACCGCUGGGGCCGGCUGUCAGAAGAGCUGCUUCACCCUGGACAUGGACUGUUACAGCUCCCAGUGCGAGCCUGGCUGCGUGUGUCCCGACGGGCUGGUGGCCGACGGCGAGGGCCGCUGCAUUGCCGCAGCAGACUGCCCCUGUGUGCACAACGAGGCCAGCUACCUGCCCGGCCAGACCGUCCGGGUGGGCUGCAACACCUGCACCUGUAAGAACAGGAUGUGGCAGUGCACAGACGAGGCCUGCCUGGCCACCUGCGCCGUGUACGGGGACGGCCAUUACCUCACCUUCGAUGGCAGGCGUUUCAGUUUCAGCGGGGACUGCGCCUACACCCUGCUUCAGGACCACUGUGGUGGGAACGGCACCACCAACGGGACCUUCCGCGUCGUCACCGAGAACGUCCCCUGCGGGACCACGGGCGUCACCUGCUCCAAGGCCAUCAAGCUGUUCCUGGGGAGCUACGAGCUGAGGCUGAGUGACGGUGGUGUGGAGGUGAUCGAGAAGGGUGCCGGGCAGGAGGCCCCCUACUCCAUCCGCCAGAUGGGUAUCUACCUGGUGGUGGACACCGAGGCCGGCCUGGUGCUGCUGUGGGACAGGAAGACCAGCAUCUUCCUCAAACUCAGCCCUGAGUUCAAGGGCCGGGUCUGUGGGCUGUGCGGGAACUUCGACGACAACGCGGGCAAUGACUUCACCACGCGGAGCCGGUCCGUGGUGGGCAGCGCGCUGGAGUUUGGCAACAGCUGGAAGUUCUCCCCGUCCUGCCCCGACACCCCGGCCCCCAGGGACCCCUGCGCCGCCAACCCGUACCGCAAGUCCUGGGCCCAGAAACAGUGCAGCAUCAUCAACGGUGCCGCCUUCGCCGCCUGCCAUGCCCACGUGGAACCCGCCAAGUACUACGCGGCCUGUGUGGGCGACGCGUGCGCCUGUGACUCGGGUGGCGACUGUGAGUGUUUCUGCACGGCCGUGGCCGCCUACGCCCAGGCCUGCCACGACGUGGGCGUGUGCGUGUCCUGGAGGACCCCGGACAUCUGCCCCCUGUUCUGUGACUACUACAACCCAGAGGGUCAGUGCGAGUGGCACUACCAGCCGUGCGGCGCGCCCUGCAUGAGAACCUGCCGGAACCCGAGCGGCCGCUGUCUGCACGACCUGCGUGGCCUGGAAGGCUGCUACCCCAAGUGCCCGCCUGAGGCCCCCAUCUUUGACGAGGACCAGAUGCAGUGUGUGGCCACGUGCCCGACCCCACCCCCACCGCUGCCCUGCCGCGUCCAGGGCAAGUCAUACCGGCCAGGCACGGCAGUGCCCUCUGACAAGAACUGCCACUCCUGCAUUUGCACCGAGAGCGGCGUGCACUGUGUCUACGACUCUGAGGCCUGCGUCUGCACCUACGACGGACGGCGCUUCCGUCCGGGGGACGUCAUCUACCACACGACUGACGGCACCGGCGGGUGCAUCUCUGCCCGCUGCUCUGCCAGCGGCACCAUCGAGAGGGACGUCUACACCUGCAGCCCCACAACCCCCGCGCCGCCCACCACCUUCUCCUUCUCCACGUCCCCUCUCGUCGUGAGCUCAACACGUCCGGCCCGCACAUGCCACACCCGUGCCAAGAGCACGGCGCACACAGGCAUAACCUCCAGUCCGACCGUCCAGCCCUUCCCCUGUGGGGAGGAGUGCCAGUGGUCACCAUGGCUGGAUGUCAGCCAUCCGGGACGGGGCAUCGACAGCGGUGACUUCGACACGCUGGAGAACCUCCGUGCCCAUGGGUACCAGGUUUGCGCGGUGCCGAAGAGAGUGGAGUGCCAAGCUGAGGGGGCCCCUGGGGUGCCGCUCGAAGUCCUGGGGCAGCACGUAGAAUGCAGCCCGAUGGUGGGCCUGAGCUGCUACAACCGCAACCAGACGUCAGGGCUCUGCCACAACUACCAGAUCAGGACUCUGUGCUGCUUCCCCCGGACCUGCCGCACCCCCAGCAGCCCAGCCCAGACCACUCCUCCUGCAACUUCCCGGAGUACAGAAACUGGGCCCACGCAAGGGGUUAGCAAGGUUCCAUCCGUGCCAACCAGCGAAACACCUGCCCCAGGUACCCCUACACCUGUCCCGGGUACCACCGCGAGCACCCCGGGCACUCCUACGACUGCCGGGCUGAAAACCACUCUCUCCAUUCCGAGCCCAGUUUCCACAACACGUGGGCCUUGUUUGCAAAAGUUGUGCACGUGGACCCAGUGGUUUGACAGCAGCUACCCUGGGCCUGGUAUAAACAGUGGAGAUUUUGACACUUUUCCUUAUUUGAGAUCCAAAGGACAUAAAUUCUGUGAAAAGCCCAGCAAUGUGGAGUGCAGGGCAAAGUACUUCCCAAACAUCCCACUGGAGGAGUUGGGACAGGACGUGAUCUGUAACAAGAACGUGGGGCUCAUAUGCCUGAAUAAGAACCAGACGCCCCCAAUCUGCUAUAACUAUGAAAUCCGGAUCGAGUGCUGUGAGCUGCAGGACGUGUGCAGAAGCACCUCACACCCUGUGAUAUUGGAGACCACACACUCGACCUCGAGGGAAACUGAGACCCACACACAGCUUACCUGGACCACUGGAAUUCCCUUCUCUCCCACACAACAGAGCAGAACCAGCUCACCGCCCAUGCACCCCAAAACCAGCACGACACCCGGCACACACUUGGUCUCCUCACCGGUGACUGUCACCUGCCAGCCACAGUGCACGUGGACCAAGUGGUUUGACGUGGACUUCCCGUCCCCGGGGCCCCACGGAGGAGACGUGGAAACCUACUACAACAUCAAGAGAAAGGGAGAGAAAAUCUGCCGCCGGCCCGAGUACAUCUCGCAGCUGGAGUGCCGGGCUGAGAGCCACCCCGACGUCAGCAUCGAGGAGCUGGACCAGGUGGUGCAGUGCGACCUCAGCAAGGGCCUGGUGUGCAGAAAUCAGGACCAAGAGGGCAAUAUCGGGAUGUGCCUCAACUAUGAGGUCCGGGUGUUGUGCUGUGAGCCCCCAGAGAAGUGCUCAAGCCACAAAACAGUCACAGUCCCUCACACCCCGAAAACCAGCCCAAUCUCUUUGCCAGAAACAAGGUCAACCUCCGCGCCACUGCCCAGCUCCGCGGCGCCUUCCACCAGGACAUGCUACUGCAGUGUGUCUGGCAAGCUGUACCCCGCAGGAUCCAUCAUUUACCAACAGACCGACCUCGCCGGCCACUGCUAUUAUGCCUUGUGCAGUCUGGACUGUCACGUGGUCAGGCGGACGGACCAGGCCUGCCCCAGCAGCGUGCCAACUCCUGCCCCGACCACCUCCCCACCUGGGUCCUCCCCUUCGGUCCCUGUGCCCGUCACUAAGCAGGGAUGCCCAAAUGCAGUCCCUCCAAGAAUGAGAGGCGAGACCUGGCCCAUGCCCAACUGCUCUCAGGCCACCUGCGAGGGCAACGGCGUCAUCACUGUGCAGCCGCGCCCGUGCCCACAGGCACAGCCGCCGACCUGCGCCAACGGCUUCCCCCCCGUGAAGGUGGCCGACCACAACAGCUGCUGCCCACACUACCAGUGCCAGUGUGUGUGCAGCGGCUGGGGCGACCCCCACUACAUCACCUUUGACGGCACGUACUACACGUUCCUGGACAACUGCACGUACGUGCUCGUGCAGCAGAUCGUGCCCGUGUACGGCCGCUUCCGCGUGCUCAUCGACAACUACUUCUGCGGGGCCAAGAACGGGCUCUCCUGCCCGCAGUCCCUCAUCGUGGAGUACCGGCAGGACCGCGUCGUGCUGACCCGCAGGCCCGUCCUCGGGGUGAUGACCAACCAGAUCAUCUUCAACGAUAAAGUGGUCAGGCCCGGCUUCCAGAAAGAUGGCGUGAGCGUGUCCCAAAUCGGCAUCAAGAUGUAUGUGACCAUCCCCGAACUAGGCGUCCAGGUCAUGUUCUCUGGCCUCAUCUUCUCGGUGCAGGUGCCUUUCAGCAAGUUUGCGAACAACACGGAGGGCCAGUGCGGCACCUGCACCAAUGACAAGAAGGAUGAGUGUCGCCUGCCCGGGGGGGCGGUGGCGGCCUCCUGCUCCGAGAUGUCUGGCCACUGGAAGGUGACAACGCCCCACCAGCCGUUCUGCCACGGGCCUUCCCCGACUCCCACCGUAGCCAGGCCCACGCCCUCACCCACCCUGUGCUCAUCGUCAUCCAUCUGCCAGCUGAUUCUGAGCAAGGUCUUCGAGCGGUGCCACGCUGUGAUCCCCCCGCUGACAUUCUACCAAGGCUGCGUCUUCGACCAGUGCCGUGUGAACAGCUCAGACGUGGUAUGCUCCGGCUUGGAGCUGUACGCGGCCCUCUGCGCCUCCCACGGCGUGUGCAUCAACUGGAGGAAACACACCAACCACACGUGCCUGUUCACCUGCCCUGCGGACAAGGUGUACCAGCCCUGCGGCCCGUCCAGGCUCUCCUACUGCUAUGGGAGUGACAACGCCAGCCUCAUGGCUCUGCGGGACGCUGGCCCCAUCACAGAAGGCUGCUUCUGUCCAGAGGACAUGAUGCUUUUCAGCACGAGCUCUGAAGUCUGUGUGCCCAUAGACUGUCACAAGUGCCUGGGGCCCCACGGGGAGCCUGUGGAGCCUGGCCACACCAUCAACGUGGACUGCCAGAGAUGCACCUGUGAGAACGGCACGCUGACUAUGAGCUGUCAGAGGCAGCCUUGCCCCCUGCCCCCAGCCUGCCCCGUGCCCGGCUUCGUGCCUGUACCUGCAGCCCCCCAGGCCAACCAGUGCUGUCCCCAGUACAACUGCGCCUGCGACACCAGCUACUGCCCCAAGCCCGUGGCCUGUCCCGAGGGCUCCCGCCCAAUCCUGACCUAUGAGGAGGGGGCCUGCUGCCCGAGCCAAAACUGCAGCUGGAGUGUCUGCAGCAUCAACGGCACCUUGUACCAGCCCGGCUCCGUGGUCUCCUCCAGUCUGUGUGAAACGUGCCGGUGUGAGGCGUCCGGCAGCCCCCAUUCGGACACCGCAGUGAUCAGCUGUGAGACCCAGAUCUGCAGCACCCACUGCCCCGUGGGCUUCGAGUACCAGGAGCAGAGCGGGCAGUGCUGCGGGGUGUGCGUCCAGCAGGCCUGCGUCGUGAACAUCAGCGACAGCUCCACCCGCCUCUUCUAUCCCGGCCAGUCCUGGUCAGACCCCCGGAACCCCUGUGUGACCCACGAGUGUGAGAAGCACCGGGAUGGGCUUGUGGUGGUGACCAGGAAGAAGGCGUGUCCCCCACUCAGCUGUCCCGCGGACCGGGCUCAGCUGAGCGACGACGGCUGCUGUCUGUCCUGCCCACCACCCCAGUCCCAGAACAGGUCGACCUGCGCCAUGUUCCACGAGCACCAGGUCAUCAGGCAGCAAGGCUGCAGCUCCCUCCGGCCCGUACUCCUCACCUACUGCCGGGGCAACUGCGGGGACAGCGCCUCCAUGUACUCGCCGGAGGCCAAUGCGGUACAGCGCCGCUGCGAGUGCUGCCGGGAGCUGCGGGUGUCCCCGAGGAAUGUGACCCUGCGCUGUGCGGACGGCUCCAGCCGGGCCUUCAGCUACCCCCAGGUGGAGGAAUGCGGCUGCGUGGGGCAGCACUGUGGCUCCCACGGCAGCCCGGGCCACACGCAGAGUGUCGAGGAGCAGAGCCAGGAGAUCGAGCGCACGGGCUGGAGGACGGGGUCCAGGGCCACAGGCCCCGCCAGCAGACUGACCGGCACCCGUCCUCGGGGCUCCCGGCCACCCUCCUCCACGAUACACCAAUAACAGCAACCUAUUCCCUACGGCGUCGGCUCCAGGGACCCGAGGCCAGGACGCCCUGCCCGCCCACCUCGUCCCUCCCCGGAGUCCGGCUGGCCCUUGCAUGUGUGGUGGCCCGACCAACCUACAGCCCCACUCGGGACCAGUCUGGGGUGGGAGGGCUCCUCAGGCCACGGGUCCAGCCUGCGUUCCCAGGACUCGAGCAUCACAUAGGGGUCUUAUCAACGACGGUCACUUGGACUUGGUGCCCGAUGUUUGGCUGACCACCAGGAGGCACAGCCUCACCCCUACCCUGGCCCUGAGCCUCAGGAAAUGACCA
This is a messenger RNA of Ailuropoda melanoleuca (giant panda), 8401 nucleotides long. It is a transcript of the gene MUC5AC, whose product is annotated as mucin 5AC, oligomeric mucus/gel-forming. NCBI's taxonomy places the organism in Eukaryota, Metazoa, Chordata, Mammalia, Carnivora, Ursidae. Gene Ontology annotation, molecular function: protein binding. The record is from RefSeq and is a predicted model, not a curated record. The coding region runs from base 64 to 8088 and encodes 2674 amino acids. The transcript has 50 exons.